UCCACCCAGUCCCAGUCGAGUUCUUCUUCCAGCUAUCAAAUGUAAAAGUGUCUGGGUCUGGGAACUUGUGAUGCUGGGUAGCCUCUCAUGAUGAGGCUACAAAUGCUGGCUCAGCAUGACAAGUUUUUGAGCUCCUAGGUGUUGCCUAUUCUGCAUGACAAACUGCGCUUCUGCAUCACAGAAAAACGCAGAUCUUGGGUAACGUGCAUGACAGAUUUAAGAGUCAUGCCAGACAAGCAUGACAAACAUGAAUUCUUCCAGACCCAGACAUUUUUACAGUUGAUACCAGCCCCUGCAGCUGCCAGGACGGCGCUUGCGUGCUGUCAUCGACGGACGCGGGGGGCGUGUGCUACACGAGCUUCGACAAAGUAUCAAAACUGAAAACGUCUGGGUCUGGAAGAUCGCAAAAAAUUGUCAUGCGCUUCGCCUUUGCACCUGGAAGAAAGUCGUGUGGAAUUCUGCAGACGCGCACAGUUGUAGAGCAUGACAAGGUCUGCAGAGGCUUCUCUACUUGCGUUAUUUGCAUGAGAAGCAGAAAUAAUGCCCGUUUCGACAGACAACUUCUUCUGAAAAGCGCUCUGCUACUAAAUACAGAUUUUUCUUCAUCUUGUUCACUCGUCGAGACUCAGACUCACACACAAGUUUGUAUCCCGCCUCUAGGUCCAGACAAUUUUGCAAUGCAUCAAGAUCGUGUGGCUACAAAAGCGCGUUCACAAUGUGGACGAUGCGGACGGGGAUCGACAGGUGGAUACGGUGAAGAAGUAUGACGGAAGGCGACAGAAUAUGAUUCCUGGGGUUGUAAAACUAAUUGUCAACACGCUAAAGAAAAAAAGUGGAGUCAUCAAACAAACUGUCGCCCAGAGGUGCUCGCGCGUUGUGG
This is a messenger RNA of Amoebophrya sp. A120, 880 nucleotides long. Lineage: Eukaryota; Dinophyceae; Syndiniales; Amoebophryaceae. The record is from the annotation of a GenBank genome assembly.